AUGGCCGAAGCAGCAACUGAGCGCCUUAACAGGCUGCAGGAGGCAGACCUCGGGACAGCUCGCAGAGAGGAAAUCUCCACGGCGGAUCACGAUUCCAAUACAUGGCUGACGCGGCUAGAUGUCAUUGAGGCCUCUAGGAGAUCAAACGUUCAGGGAACAAUUGAACAACAACUUGCGCAAGCCAACAGAGAUUGCCUAGAUGCCUGGACCAAACACCUUGAUAAUCUUCUGGACGGCCAGAGCCACCGUCUGCGGCUCGAGAAAGAGUUACGUGGAGGUAAUACACAUGACCAGCAGACCUCGAAUAGAGGCCAGAGAGCUCUCAAGGGUCCUACACAGAAUAAAUCGUCCAACCAUAAUGCCAAGUUACAGAACCAAGCCGUUCCACAUGGUACCUUGGCCGCAUCGGUCCUUCUCAGCUCUGAUGUUCACAGCAGCAACAGCAGCAGCAGGGUUUAUUCGCAGAAAAUCAGCAGCGCCGAAGAGUUUCUUGUGGAGGUUCGGAGUGUGACUAGCAGACGCGGACCAGAGCAAGAGCCAUUAAUUCAAAAGUCAAAGGCUAAGGUUUCUGCGAAAACGACAGACCGUUGUGGUAAGGAUGCCUGUCGAACUCCGAGGUCGCGCAACAUUGUAAAGCCCAAAGAACAGAAAGUCACAACCCAGCUGACAAUUUCCAUGACUCCUGAGGACAAAGUGGAGGAUAAAUUCGGAACAACUAAUCACGAUCUGGGUGCAGGCUUGGUGAGCACGGAGUCACCUAGAGAGACGCCACCAACAGCCUCAAUAAACACGACCGGUCAAGCGAAGACAGGGGAGAAGCUAGAGCCAAACACACAGGAAUCUGUGGCAACUCCCAUGGACUCGACUCCCGCAUCGCGUCCCCAAAGAGUCGUCGGUACACUUGUCGACUUGGACAGUCCAGUGGAAUCUGAGAAUGCGGCUGCAAUGAGUCCAGCGUUACAAGAAUUAGAAGGACUGGACUUCACGCAAUCCCUCGAACCAGAAAUCUCUCAAUCGUCGACUCUAGCAGUCGCUAAGAGAAGACUUGACUUGGGAAGGUUCUCACAUCCGAAACAACAAAUGACGAGUGAUUUGGACGUUCUUGAAGCUACUACUGAUACCGAGGAUGAGGAGUCAGUCGAUGAGUACAGGCGUGAAAUUGAUAUUGUCUGCCAGCUUUUACAACAAACACAUUUGUCUAAGACAUUUUUGUGCAAGCUGACUGAAUGUAAAGAUGUUCUAGAGGCUAGGCUCCGACAGCGUUGCGAGCCAAAGCUGGGAAAGCCUCAGAAUCAGCAGUCUUUGACACUUCCAGAUCCUGAAUCUGAAAAGGCUGAGAUUGCUGCACCUGUGAAGGCAUGCAAGGCUGCCGCUCCUGGGCCGAAAGAGCCUCAUUUUGUCCGUCCUGUUGUUAACGAUAACACACCGACUCCCGGCGACAUUACACCAACACCUAGGGUUAGUAUUCCGUCGUCGCCAUCUCGCUUGAAUGUGAGCGUGCUGCAAUUCACGCCGAAUUCGUGUUCUGAACAGAAAUCCUUUCCCGAUGCUACCACCAAAUCUAUCAGCCUUGAGCCCAUUGCUGAUGAGGUUGUUAGCGCAACCCAGUCGAAAAGCGCAUCGAGUGAAGACACUGUUGUCCUAGCGACGGCGGAUACACCAUCACCGGAGUCUCAACCCUCCUGUAUAUCUAUAUUCAAAUCCGUCGCUCAGGAAAUAUCUGGCACCGGCCACUUGCUCGGCGACCAUCUGUUGCCUGGCAGCGAAUACAGACAGCCGGAACAAUCUCACUUAUACGGCAACCAUUUGCUUCCAGGACAGCGCGUGACACCGACUACUAUUUACAAGCAGACUGUCCCUGAAACUACCGAGUUCGCCUUGGCUAAAGCGGCUAUAUCUAAGCCAGCUCCCGCUGUUCUCUCCUUUUCUCCGCCAAACAAACAAGGUCAAACCGCUACUAAAUCAUUGCCCGCUAACUUCACCAUCCCUCUGCCCUCUGAACCGAUCAGGAUUGUGGAUCCGAACAUCUUGGUAUCUAGCAUAGCAAAGUCUUCAAGCGGUGCUUCAGCGGCUCUAGGUGCACCGUCUAGCACAACCCUAACGACUGCACAAAAGACACCCUCGAUGAUGAAGUCUAUCUACGCACCGCAGCUGAAGGAAGCCCCACCCUCGAUCAUGGAUGUGAAGAAGGGAUCGCCGGCCUCGCAAUAG
This is a messenger RNA of Aspergillus nidulans FGSC A4, 2211 nucleotides long. RefSeq lists its product as uncharacterized. The transcript is spliced from 6 exons. NCBI's taxonomy places the organism in Eukaryota, Fungi, Ascomycota, Eurotiomycetes, Eurotiales, Aspergillaceae. The coding region runs from base 1 to 2211 and encodes 736 amino acids. The record is from RefSeq and is a predicted model, not a curated record.